AUGGCACAUACAAUACAUGAAUCCAAAGGAUACAAAUAUGGAAAACAAAAACUAUAUCCACAUUUUAAAAAUAUAAGAGAUCAUGAUGUUUAUGAAAAAAGUGAAUAUGAGACGGAUAAAAAGGAAACCCCUUUAUAUGACGACAUUGAAGAUAAUGUAAACGAAAAAAAUAAGGUAAAUGAUGAAAUUAAAAAGGAAAACAAUAAUAAUAAUAAAUAUAAUAAAUAUAAUAAAUAUAACAAAUAUAAUAAUAAUAAAUAUUAUAAAUAUAAUGAUAAAUAUAGUAACAAUUAUUAUAAUAGUUAUAGUAAUAACGAUAAUGAUAUUCCUAUUAAUAAUUAUUUAAAAAGAAAAAAAAAAAAACGUAUAUAUUCAAAAAAAAAAAAGUAUAUAUUCAAAAAAAAAACACUAGUUCCAUUUGAACAUGUUGAUAAUAAUAUACAAAAUGAUGCAACUAAUUCAGAUACCUAUUUAGAAUCAUUUGUUAUAAAAAAAAAAACAACAAAUAUACCAUUAAAUAAUAAAUAUAUAGAAAAUUCAAAUAUAGAAUUAAAAAAUAAAUCAAAACAUACUUUAAAUCCAGCAUUAAGUUUAAUGGCUUCAAGAGCAGUAGAUGGAUUAUUAGGUGGUGUACAUAAACACAUGCAAGGACCAAUAGCUAUAAGUUCAGAUGGAAAUAAUUCUCCCUUAGCUAACCAAAUUGUAACACCAAAUGUAUAUGGUUCUCCUAAUUCUAUAUCACCAAUUAAUAUGACAAAUAAUAUUGCACCUUUAACUUCUAAUCCUUCACCAACACCACCUUCUCCUCUUCCUCAAUCAUUAGGUACAUCCAUAUCUCCAACAACAACAACAACAACAACAAAUAUUGCAGGAGGAGCACCAAUAGGUUCACCUAACAUAAUGUCACAAGGAAUGGUAGGAGGAGUAGCAACACCCCCAGGUGUUCAAGUACCAAAUAAUGCUAUACCAUUCAAUCCAAUGAAUCCAACUAAUCUUAUGCCUUUAAAUCAAAUUGGACAAAAUCCAGCAUUUAAUAUUCAUCCUACAGCUUCUAAUUUGAGGGGAGACCCUGGAAAUGUAAAUUACAAUGAAGUGGUAAGUAUUACAAUAGGUAUUGUUUUAAGUCUUGUCCUUUUCUGCUUUAUUUUCGGAUGCUUAACCAAAUUGUGCAAACCAAAAAAGAGAAGAAGAUGA
This is a messenger RNA of Plasmodium falciparum 3D7, 1194 nucleotides long. RefSeq lists its product as uncharacterized. The record is from RefSeq and is a predicted model, not a curated record. NCBI's taxonomy places the organism in Eukaryota, Apicomplexa, Aconoidasida, Haemosporida, Plasmodiidae.